This is a messenger RNA of Malurus melanocephalus (red-backed fairy wren), 12134 nucleotides long. It is a transcript of the gene LRP1, whose product is annotated as LDL receptor related protein 1. The record is from RefSeq and is a predicted model, not a curated record. The coding region runs from base 48 to 11450 and encodes 3800 amino acids. Lineage: Eukaryota; Metazoa; Chordata; Aves; Passeriformes; Maluridae. The transcript is spliced from 75 exons. Gene Ontology annotation, molecular function: calcium ion binding; protein binding.
UGUUCUUCACUGACUACGGGCAGAUCCCCAAGGUGGAACGCUGCGACAUGGACGGGCAGAACCGCACCAAACUGGUGGACAGCAAAAUCGUCUUCCCUCACGGCAUCACCUUGGACCUGGUGAACCGCCUGGUGUACUGGGCUGAUGCCUACCUGGACUACAUCGAGGUGGUGGAUUACGAGGGGAAAAACAGGCACACCAUCAUCCAGGGCAUCCUGAUCGAGCACCUGUACGGGCUGACCGUCUUUGAGAAUUACCUGUACGCCACCAACUCGGACAACGCCAACGCCCAGCAGAAAACCAGCGUCAUCCGCGUCAACCGCUUCAACAGCACCGAGUACCAGGUGGUGACACGCGUGGACAAGGGAGGAGCGCUGCACAUCUACCACCAGCGGCGCCAGCCAACAGUGCGGAGCCACGCCUGCGAGCAGGAUCAGUUUGGGAAGCCAGGAGGCUGCUCGGACAUCUGCCUGCUGGGGAACAGCCACAAGAGCCGGACGUGCCGCUGCCGCUCCGGGUUCAGCCUGGGCAGUGACGGGAAAUCCUGCAAAAAGCCCGAGCACGAGCUGUUCCUGGUGUAUGGGAAGGGGCGUCCUGGCAUCAUCCGCGGGAUGGACAUGGGUGCCAAAGUGCCGGACGAGCACAUGAUCCCCAUCGAGAACCUCAUGAACCCCCGAGCCCUGGACUUCCACGCCGAGACCGGCUUCAUCUACUUCGCCGACACUACCAGCUACCUCAUCGGGCGCCAGAAAAUCGAUGGCACGGAGCGUGAGACCGUCCUGAAGGAUGGCAUCCACAACGUGGAAGGGAUCGCCGUGGACUGGAUGGGGAACAACCUGUACUGGACGGAUGAUGGACCCAAAAAGACAAUCAGCGUGGCACGGCUGGAGAAAGCUGCCCAGACGCGGAAAACUCUGAUCGAGGGGAAGAUGACGCACCCCCGUGCCAUCGUGGUGGACCCUCUGAACGGGUGGAUGUACUGGACGGACUGGGAGGAGGAUCCCAAGGACAGCAAGAGGGGCAAAAUCGAGAGGGCCUGGAUGGACGGCUCCAACCGUAACAUCUUCAUCACCUCCAAGACCGUCCUGUGGCCCAACGGGCUGAGCCUGGACAUCCCUGCCAAGAUCCUGUACUGGGUGGACGCUUUCUAUGACCGCAUCGAGAUGGUUUAUCUCAACGGCACCGAGCGCAAGAUCGUGUACGAGGGCCCCGAGCUGAACCACGCCUUUGGGCUGUGCCACUACAGCAAUUUCCUCUUCUGGACCGAGUACCGCAGCGGCAGCAUCUACCGGCUGGACCAGGCCACCAAGGCCGUCAGUCUGCUCCGCAACGAGCGCCCGCCCAUCUUCGAAAUCCGCAUGUACGACGCUCAGCAGCAGCAAGUGGGCUCCAACAAAUGCCGUGUCAACAACGGCGGCUGCAGCAGCCUGUGCCUGGCCACCCCGCGGGGCCGUCAGUGCGCCUGCGCCGAGGACCAGAUCCUGGGGKCGGACUCUGUCACCUGCCAGGCCAACCCGUCCUACAUCCCGCCGCCGCAGUGCCAGCCCGGCGAGUUCGCCUGUAAGAACAACCGCUGCAUCCAGGAGCGCUGGAAAUGCGACGGUGACAACGACUGCCUGGACAACAGUGACGAAGCCCCCGAGCUCUGCCACCAGCACACCUGCCCUUCGGACCGCUUCAAGUGCAAGAACAACCGCUGCAUCCCCAACCGCUGGCUCUGCGACGGGGACAAUGACUGCGGGAACAACGAGGACGAGUCCAACUCCACCUGCUCAGCCCGGACCUGCUCCCCCAACCAAUUCUCCUGCGCCAGCGGCCGCUGCAUCCCCAUCUCCUGGACGUGUGACCUGGAUGAUGACUGCGGGGACCGCUCUGACGAGUCUGCCUCGUGCGCCUACCCGACCUGCUUCCCCCUGACUCAGUUUACCUGCAACAACGGGCGCUGCAUCAACAUCAACUGGCGCUGCGACAACGAAAAAGAUUGUGGGGAUGGCUCUGACGAAAAGAACUGUCCAAAGCCUACCGCCAUGCGCUGGCGCUGCGACGGCGACACGGACUGCAUGGACUCCAGCGACGAGAAAAACUGCGAGGGGGUCACCCACGUCUGCGACCCCAACGUCAAAUUCGGCUGCAAGGACUCGGCCCGCUGCAUCAGCAAGGCCUGGGUCUGCGACGGGGACAGCGACUGCGAGGACAACUCGGACGAGGAGAACUGCGAGUCCCUGGUGUGCAAACCCCCCUCKCACACCUGCGCCAACAACACCUCCAUCUGCCUGCCCCCCGAGAAGCUCUGCGACGGCACCGACGACUGCGGCGACGGCUCCGACGAGGGCGAGUUGUGCGACCAGUGCUCCCUCAACAAUGGAGGCUGCAGCCACAACUGCACGGUGGCUCCCGGCGAGGGAAUUGUGUGUUCCUGUCCCCUGGGCAUGGAGCUGGGCGCCGACAACAAGACCUGCCAGAUCCAGAGCUACUGCGCCAAGCACCUCAAGUGCAGCCAGAAGUGCGAGCAGGACAAGUACAAUGUCAAGUGYUCCUGUUAUGAGGGUUGGAUGCUGGAGCCCGAUGGAGAGAGCUGCCGCAGCCUGGGUGCGUGUCAGGGGCACCAGGGAUGGCUGAGCUGGGUGAGGCUGUUGAAGAUUUGGGGCUGCUGGUGCUGGGGAAGGGACACCAACCCUCACCCUCACCCUGUCCCCACAGCUCUGACCAGCUUCGAGGUGGUCAUACAGUAUGGCCUGGCCACCCCAGAGGGACUGGCCGUGGACUGGAUCGCUGGCAACAUCUACUGGGUGGAGAGCAACCUGGACCAGAUCGAGGUGGCCAAGCUGGAYGGCACCAUGAGGACCACGCUGCUGGCUGGGGACAUCGAGCACCCCCGCGCCAUCGCCCUCGACCCUCGCUAUGGGAUUUUGUUCUGGACGGACUGGGACGCCAGCCUGCCCCGCAUUGAGGCCGCCUCCAUGAGCGGCGCGGGCCGACGCACCAUCCACAAGGAGACGGGCUCGGGAGGGUGGCCCAACGGGCUCACCGUGGACUACCUGGAGAAGAGGAUCCUCUGGAUUGAUGCCAGGUCGGAUGCCAUUUACUCAGCGCUGUACGACGGCACGGGGCACAUCGAGGUGCUGCGGGGCCACGAGUACCUGUCCCACCCCUUUGCUGUCACCCUGUACGGGGGUGAGGUGUACUGGACCGACUGGCGCACCAACACCUUGGCCAAAGCCAACAAGUGGACAGGGCACAACGUGACCGUGGUGCAGAGGACCAACACGCAGCCYUUCGACCUGCAGGUGUAUCACCCCUCCCGGCAGCCCCUGGCUCCUAAUCCCUGCGAAGCCAACGGGGGCAAAGGGCCGUGUUCCCACCUCUGCCUCAUCAACUACAACCGCACCUUGUCCUGUGCCUGCCCACACCUCAUGAAGCUGGACAAGGACAACACCACCUGCUAUGAGUUUAAGAAGUUCCUGCUGUACGCGCGGCAGAUGGAGAUCCGGGGCGUGGACAUCGACAACCCUUACUACAACUACAUCAUCUCCUUCACCGUGCCCGACAUCGACAACGUCACCGUGGUGGACUACGACGCUCUGGAGCAGCGCAUUUACUGGUCAGAUGUCCGCACCCAGACCAUCAAGAGAGCCUUCAUCAAUGGCACCGGCGUGGAGACCGUCGUCUCUGCAGACCUGCCCAACGCUCACGGCCUCUCCGUGGACUGGGUUUCCAGAAAYCUCUUCUGGACCAGCUACGACGCCAACAAGAAGCAGAUCAAUGUGGCCCGGCUGGAYGGCUCCUUCAAGAACGCCGUGAUCCAGGGGCUGGACAAGCCCCACUGCCUGGUGGUACACCCGCUCCGGGGGAAGCUGUACUGGACAGACGGGGACAACAUCAGCGUGGCCAACAUGGACGGCAGCAACCGCACGCUGCUCUUCACCAACCAGAAGGGACCCGUUGGCCUGGCCAUCGACUACCCCGAGAGCAAACUCUACUGGAUCAGCUCUGGCAACGGCACCAUCAACAGGUGUGACCUGGACGGCAGCAACCUGGAGGUCAUCGAGUCCGUGCGGGGCCAGCUGAGCAAAGCCACCGCCCUGGCCAUCAUGGGGGACAAGCUGUGGUGGGCUGACCAGGCCUCGGAGAGGAUGGGAACCUGCAACAAAAAAGAUGGCACGGAGGUGACGGUGCUGAGGAACAGCACCACGCUGGUGAUGCACAUGAAGGUGUACGACGAGAGCAUCCAGCAGGCUGGGACCAAUCCUUGCAGCCAGAACAACGGGGACUGCUCUCAGCUCUGCCUCCCCACCUCGGAGAGCUCCCGCUCCUGCAUGUGCACGGCGGGCUACAGCCUCAAGAGUGGCCAGCAGUCCUGUGAAGGUGUCGGCUCCUUCCUCCUGUACUCGGUGCACGAGGGGAUUCGGGGCAUCCCCCUGGACCCCAAUGACAAGUCAGACGCUCUGGUGCCGGUGUCGGGGACCUCSCUGGCUGUGGGAAUCGACUUCCAUGCAGAGAACGACACRAUUUACUGGGUGGACAUGGGCCUGAGCACCAUCAGCCGAGCCAAGAGGGACCAGACRUGGCGUGAGGACGUGGUGACCAACGGCAUUGGCCGUGUGGAGGGCAUCGCYGUGGACUGGAUCGCUGGAAACAUCUACUGGACGGACCAGGGCUUCGAUGUCAUCGAGGUGGCCAGGCUGAACGGAUCCUUCCGCUACGUGGUCAUCUCGCAGGGGCUGGACAAGCCACGGGCCAUCACGGUCCAUCCGGAGAAGGGGUAUCUGUUCUGGACAGAGUGGGGGCAGUACCCCCGCAUCGAGCGCUCGCGCCUGGACGGGACCGAGCGGAUGGUGCUGGUCAACGUCAGCAUCAGCUGGCCCAACGGGAUUUCCGUGGACUACGAGGAUGGGAAGCUGUACUGGUGCGAUGCCCGGACGGACAAGAUCGAGCGGAUCGACCUGGAGACGGGCGAGAACCGCGAGGUCGUCCUGUCCAGCAACAACAUGGACAUGUUCUCCGUCUCAGUCUUCGAGGAGUACAUUUAUUGGAGCGACAGGACUCACGCCAACGGCUCCAUCAAAAGAGGCAACAAGGACAACGCCACCGAGUCSGUGUCCCUGCGCACCGGGAUCGGCGUGCAGCUCAAGGACAUCAAAGUCUUCAACCGGGCACGACAGAAGGAUGUGGGCUCUGUGGAGGGGCUGGCGUACCACCGAGGCUGGGACACGCUGUACUGGACGAGCUACACCACGUCCACCAUCACCCGGCACACCGUGGACCAGAGCCGGAUCGGCGCGUUCGAGAGGGAGACGGUGAUCACCAUGUCGGGAGAUGACCACCCCCGGGCCUUCGUGCUGGAUGAGUGUCAGAACCUGAUGUUCUGGACCAACUGGAAUGAGCAGCACCCCAGCAUCAUGCGAGCCACCCUGUCUGGUGCCAACGUCCUCAUCAUCAUCGACCAGGACAUACGGACGCCCAACGGGUUGGCCAUCGACCACAAGGCUGAGAAGAUUUACUUCUCCGACGCCACCCUGGACAAGAUCGAGCGCUGCGAGUACGACGGCUCYCAUCGCCAYGUGAUCCUGAAGUCGGAGCCCGUGCACCCCUUCGGCCUGGCGGUGUAUGGUGAUUACAUCUUCUGGACGGACUGGGUGCGCCGCGCCGUGCAGCGCGCCAACAAAUACGUGGGCACCGACAUGAAACUGCUGCGUGUGGACAUCCCCCAGCAGCCCAUGGGAAUCAUCGCCGUGGCCAAUGACACCGACAGCUGCGAGCUGUCCCCAUGCCGGGUGAACAACGGUGGCUGCCAGGACCUGUGCCUGCUCACCCCCAAGGGCCACGUCAACUGCUCCUGCCGCGGCGAGCGGGUCCUGCAGGARGAUUUCACCUGCAAAGCUGCGAAUUCCACCUGCAACGUGGAYGAGUUCGAGUGCGGCAACGGCGACUGCAUCGACUUCAGCCGCACCUGCGAYGGCGUCGUGCACUGCAAGGACAAGUCGGACGAGAAGCAGUCCUACUGCAGCAACCGCAAGUGCAAGAAGGGCUACCUGCACUGCAUGAACGGGCGCUGCGUGGCCAGCCGCUACUGGUGCAACGGCGUGGACGACUGCGGGGACAACUCGGACGAGGUGCCCUGCAACAAAACCAGCUGUGCCGCUACCGAGUUCCGCUGCCGCGACGGGACCUGCAUCGGGAAUUCCAGCCGCUGCAACCAGUUCAUCGACUGCGAGGAUGCGUCGGAUGAAAUGAACUGCACCGCCACCGACUGCAGYAGCUACUUCAAGCUGGGGGUGAAGGGCACCACGUUCCAGAAGUGCGAGCACACGUCCCUGUGCUACGCUCCCAGCUGGGUGUGCGACGGCGCCAACGACUGCGGCGAUUACUCGGACGAGCGCAACUGCCCCGGCGGGAGGAAGCCCAAAUGUCCGUCCAACUACUUUGCCUGCCCGAGUGGGAGGUGCAUCCCCAUGACCUGGACCUGUGACAAGGAGGACGACUGUGAGAACGGCGAAGACGAGACGCACUGCAGUGAGCGGCAGGACAAGUUCUGCUACCCCGUGCAGUUCGAGUGCAACAACCACCGCUGCAUCUCCAAGCUCUGGGUGUGUGAUGGGGCCGACGACUGCGGGGAUGGCUCUGACGAGGACAGUCGCUGCCGGCUAACCACCUGCAGCUCAGGAUCCUUCCAGUGCCCGGGCACCUACGUGUGCGUGCCRGAGCGCUGGCUCUGCGACGGGGACAAGGACUGCGCCGACGGGGCUGACGAGACCCUGGCUGCUGGCUGCUUGUACAACAACACCUGCGACGAGCGUGAGUUCAUGUGCGGGAACCGCCAGUGCAUCCCCAAACACUUUGUCUGCGACCACGAUGACGACUGCGGUGAUGGCUCCGAUGAGUCCCCGGAGUGUGAAUAUCCCACCUGYGGCCCCCACGAGUUCCGCUGCGCCAACGGCCGCUGCCUCAGCAACCGGCAGUGGGAAUGCGACGGCGAGUUCGACUGCCACGACCACUCGGACGAGGCACCCAAAAACCCGCGCUGCAGCAGCCCAGAGCACAAGUGCAACGACUCCUUCUUCCUGUGCAAGAACGGGAAUUGCAUCGCCGAGGCGCUGCUCUGCGAYAACAACAAYGACUGCGCCGACGGCUCCGACGAGCUCAACUGCUUCAUCAACGAGUGCCUCAACAAGAARCUGAGCGGCUGCUCGCAGGAGUGUGAGGACCUCAAGAUCGGGUACAAGUGCAGAUGCCGUCCCGGCUUCCGGCUGAAGGACGAUGGGAAGACGUGCAUCGACAUCGACGAGUGCUCCACCACCUACCCCUGCAGCCAGAAGUGCAUCAACACMCUGGGCAGCUACAAAUGCCUGUGCACCGAGGGCUACAAGCUCAGACCUGACAACCCCACCAGCUGCAAGGCUGUCACAGACGAAGAGCCCUUCCUCAUCUUCGCCAACCGGUACUACCUGAGGAAGCUCAACCUGGACGGCUCCAACUACACUCUGCUCAAGCAGGGGCUGAACAACGCCGUGGCUCUGGAUUUCAACUACCGGGAGCAGAUGAUCUACUGGACAGAUGUCACCACGCAGGGCAGCAUGAUUCGCCGCAUGCACAUCAACGGCAGCAACGUCCAGGUCCUUCACCGCACAGGGCUCAGCAACCCCGAUGGGCUGGCUGUGGACUGGGUGGGAGGAAACCUGUACUGGUGUGACAAAGGCCGGGACACCAUCGAGGUGUCGAAGCUCAACGGCGCUUACCGCACCGUGCUGGUCAACUCGGGCCUGCGCGAGCCCCGCGCGCUGGUGGUGGACGUGCAGAAUGGGUGUGCCUGUCCCACCAACUUCUACCUGGGCAGCGACGGCAAAACCUGCGUGUCCAACUGUACAGCCAGCCAGUUCGUCUGCAAGAACGACAAGUGCAUCCCUUUCUGGUGGAAAUGCGACACCGAGGACGACUGCGGGGACCGCUCGGACGAGCCAGAGGAUUGCCCUGAGUUCAAGUGCAGACCGGGGCAGUUCCAAUGCUCCACCGGGAUCUGCACCAACCCCGCCUUCAUCUGCGACGGCGACAACGACUGCCAGGACAACUCGGACGAGGCCAACUGCGACAUCCACGUGUGCCUGCCCAGCCAGUUCAAGUGCACCAACACCAACCGCUGCAUCCCCGGCAUCUUCCGCUGCAACGGGCAGGACAACUGCGGGGACGGCGAGGAUGAGAAGGACUGUCCCGAGGUGACCUGUGCCCCCAACCAGUUCCAGUGUGCCAUCACCAAGCGCUGCAUCCCCCGUGUCUGGGUGUGUGACCGUGACAACGAUUGCGUGGACGGCUCCGAUGAACCGGCCAAYUGCACCCAAAUGACCUGCGGCGUGGACGAAUUCCGGUGCAAGGACUCGGGCCGGUGCAUCCCGGCGCGCUGGAAGUGUGACGGGGAGGACGACUGUGGGGACGGAUCUGACGAGCCCAAGGAGGAAUGCGACGAACGCACCUGUGAGCCGUACCAGUUCCGCUGCAAGAACAACCGCUGCGUGCCGGGCCGCUGGCAGUGCGACUACGACAACGACUGCGGGGACAACUCGGACGAGGAGAGCUGCAGUACGUGCCACCCCCGAGCCUUUGCUGUCCCUGCAGUGGGGAGGGGACAAAGGAGAACUUUGAGCCCCCCCCAGCCCCUCUCCUGCUGCCAGCAAUGGGGGCAGUGUCAGGCUGGUGGCCGGGAGAGCCACCGUGUCCCCUGGCCAGGACAAUGUCCCCUGCCUGUCCCCUCCCUGCAGAAGGACUGCACGCCCCGCUGCGAGUUUGACCAGUUCCAGUGCAAGAACGGGCACUGCAUCCCCAUGCGCUGGCGCUGCGACGCCGACGCCGACUGCAUGGACGGCACCGACGAGGAGAACUGUGGCACCGGGGUUCGCACGUGUCCCCUGGACGAGUUCCAGUGCAACAACACCAUGUGCAAACCCCUGGCCUGGAAGUGCGACGGCGAGGACGACUGCGGGGACAACUCGGAUGAGAAYCCCGAGGAGUGCUUGAAAUUCCAGUGUCCCCCCAACAGACCGUUCCGCUGCAAGAACGACCGGGUAUGUCUGUGGAUCGGUCGACAGUGCGACGGGAUUGACAACUGUGGAGAUAACACGGAUGAGAAGGAUUGUGAGUCACCCACGGCCAAACCCAAGAGCUGCAGCCAGGACAAGAACGAAUUUCUUUGUGGAAACAAGAAGUGCAUCAGCGCCAACCUCCGCUGCGACUUCUUCGAUGACUGCGGCGAUGGUUCCGACGAGGAAUCCUGCUCCCACGAGCACAAAUCAUAUGACUGCAUGACCAACACCACCAUGUGCGGGGACGAGGCCCAAUGCGUUCAAUCUCAGUCCACCUCGUACUGCACCUGCCGCAGAGGCUUCCAGAAGGUGCCGGACAAGAAUUUCUGCCAAGACAUCAACGAGUGCCUGCGCUUUGGGACCUGCUCCCAGCUCUGCAACAACACCAAGGGCUCCCACGUCUGCAGCUGUGCCAAGAACUUCAUGAAGACAGAGAACAUGUGCAAGGCGGAAGGCUCCGAGCACCAGAUCCUCUACAUCGCGGACGACAACAAGAUCCGGAGCAUGUACCCCUUCAACCCCAACUCCGCCUACGAGCCGGCCUUCCAGGGCGACGAGAACGUGCGCAUCGACGCCAUGGACAUCUACGUCAAGGGCAACAAGAUCUACUGGACCAACUGGCACACGGGCAGGAUCUCGUACCGGGAGCUGCCCGCCUCGUCCUCCGCCUCCACCGCCUCCAACCGCAACCGGCGACAGAUCGAUGGUGGUGUCACCCACCUGAACAUCUCAGGGUUGAAGAUGCCGCGGGGAAUCGCCAUCGAUUGGGUGGCUGGGAAUAUCUACUGGACAGACUCAGGGCGGGAUGUCAUUGAGGUGGCGCAGAUGAAGGGCGAGAACCGCAAGACGCUGAUUUCGGGGAUGAUCGACGAGCCCCACGCCAUYGUGGUUGACCCUCUGAGGGGAACGAUGUACUGGUCAGACUGGGGCAACCACCCCAAAAUUGAGACGGCUGCCAUGGAUGGGACACUGCGGGAAACCCUGGUGCAGGACAACAUCCAGUGGCCAACAGGUCUGGCYGUGGAUUACCACAACGAGAGGUUGUACUGGGCCGACGCCAAGCUCUCCGUCAUCGGCAGCAUCCGGCUCAACGGCACCGACCCCGUCGUGGCCAUCGACAACAAGAAAGGGCUGAGCCACCCGUUCAGCAUCGACAUCUUCGAGGAUUACAUCUACGGCGUCACCUACAUCAACAACCGCAUCUUCAAGAUCCACAAGUUCGGGCACAAAGCCGUCACCAACCUGACGUCCGGCCUCAACCACGCCACCGACGUGGUGCUCUACCAUCAGUACAAGCAGCCAGAGGUGACCAACCCGUGUGACCGCAAGAAGUGCGAGUGGCUCUGCCUGCUCAGCCCCAGCGGCCCCGUGUGCACCUGCCCCAACGGCAAACGCCUGGACAACGGCACCUGCGUGGUCAUCCCCUCGCCCACCGUGUCCCCUGUUGUGCCCACCACCGACACGUGUGACCUGGUGUGCCUGAAUGGCGGCAGCUGCUUCCUCAACGCCCGCAAGCAGGCCAAGUGCCGCUGCCAGCCCCGCUACAACGGUGACAAAUGCCAGAUCGACCAGUGCUGGGACUACUGCCAGAACGGGGGCACCUGCGCCGCCUCGCCCUCAGGAAUGCCGACGUGCCGCUGCCCCACCGGAUUCACCGGGCCCCGUUGCAACCAGCAGGUGUGCACGGAUUAUUGCCAGCACAACGGCAGCUGCACCGUCAACCAGGGCAACCAGCCCACCUGCCGCUGCUUGCCCACCUUCAUCGGGGACCGCUGCCAGUACCGGCAAUGCUUUGACUACUGCGAGAACGACGGCGUGUGCCAGAUGACGGCCAGCGGUGCCAAGCAGUGCCGCUGCCCACCUCAGUUCGAGGGYGCCCAGUGCCAGGACAACAAAUGCUCCCGCUGCCAGGAGGGCAAGUGCAGCAUCAACAAGCAGAGCGGGGAGGUGUCCUGCAUCUGCCCCGACGGCAAGAUCGCCCCGAGCUGCCUGACCUGUGACAACUACUGCCUGCACGGUGGCACCUGCUCCAUCAGCGACAAGACACAGCUCCCUGAAUGCCUGUGUCCCGCGGGGAUGACGGGCGCCCGCUGCGAGGAUUUUGUCGUGGGAGAGCAGCAGAGCAGCCGUGAGUUGGGGGGUGAAGUGGGGGAUCCACUCCCUGAUGUGAUUUGGGGGGUGUUGGGGUGGAGGAGCGAUUCCCGUGCCCCCWCCCACCUUCUCCCCGUUCUCUCUCCCCAGCCCACCAACUUCACCAACCCGGUUUACGCCACGCUGUACAUGGGCGCCCACAACAGCCGCAAUUCCCUGGCCAGCACGGACGAGAAGAGGGAGCUGCUGGCACGGGGGGACGACGAUCUGGCAGACCCCCUGGCAUAGGGGGAUGGGGGCGAGGGGCCGCGGGGCCGCGGAGCCCGGCACAGCCCCCCGCCGCAGGGGCGGGCGAGGGGUGGGCCGGGGGUUGGGGAGGCCGACGAGCCGCUGUAUAAAUGUACAAAUGAAGGAUUAUUACUUUUCUAUGUGAGCAGUAUUAUUACCUGUAUAUUCCCCCCCUCCCCUCCUCCCCGGUCGCAGGCCUCGGCGUCUUCAUUGCCAGACCCGGCUUUGGUUUAUUUUAAAUUUCUUUACAUUGGGCACCCCCCYCUUUUCCUUUUCYCCUCCAUUCCCCUUUCUCACCCYCUCCUGCCCCCGGGACAGGUGCGGUACCGGGGUGAACGAAUCGGGGUCGGGGCUGGCGGGAGAUUUGGGGUCACUGCUCCUGGGGUGGGGGGCACAGGUCGGGGGGAGGCAGAGCGGGGUGCUCCUGACCUCCCCUCCUCAAAACUGCAGCACCUCCCCUUUCCAGGGACCCCCUUUUUCCUUCCCCCGCCUAAAUCUGCUGCUCCCCGGGUUUCCCCUUCUCCUGCAGCUCGGCCUCUGCAAUCCACUCCCCUCUCCCCUGUUCCCAUUUUCCCCCUCCUUCCCCCAUUUUCCUCCUCCCUCCCCUAUUUUCCCCCCAUAUCCCUCCCUCUCUCCCCUCCUCCUUUUCCCCCAUUCUCUGCCCGACUGUUACAGGGGCCAAAA